AUGUCAAUAACAACUGAACUAAACCUUUUCAUUUAUAAACUUCCAACUUCCGAAGAGUUUCCAACAACUAUUCAUGUGAGAACAGUCACGUCGGAUGCUGAAUUUGAAAAAGUAUUCGAAAGUGGAGAUUCCGAUAUGAAUGAACACGUUAUUCUAAACAUACCAUUUCCAAAUAUUUCUCGUGAACACAAAAUUGAAAUUAAACUUUGUAUGCCAGAAGUUAGACUGGAAAAGAAAUUUCCUUUCAACUUGACAAGUGAUGGAACUUUUAUCUUGUUUGAUGGCUCUCAAGGACUUCGUUUCAAACAAAGAUUUGAUGGAAACUUUGGUCAAGCUUACAUUACAUCUAAACAUUCAUCUCAUGCUACUUCAAUCUCUGAAAAUUCAAAGAAUUUCAAGAAAUCUCCACAAAAAACUGGUUUCGAAUAUGAUGUGAAAACUGGUGAAACUAAUUAUCAAAAAAUUAUUGUAAAUGAAAAAUCGAAUAACACUAGCUCAUCAACUUCAACAAGUCAAAUUGGAAAAUCAAAGAAUGAUUCAAUUAUUCAGGAUUUGGAAAAAUUGGCCUCGUUGAGAGAUUCUGGAAUUUUGACUGAGGAGGAAUUUACGGCAAAGAAGAGAGUUAUUUUAGGAAUUUAG
This is a messenger RNA of Naegleria gruberi, 639 nucleotides long. RefSeq lists its product as uncharacterized. The record is from RefSeq and is a predicted model, not a curated record. Bases 1 to 639 code for a protein of 212 amino acids. NCBI's taxonomy places the organism in Eukaryota, Heterolobosea, Eutetramitea, Acrasida, Naegleriidae. The transcript has 2 exons.